UAAGGUCACGGGGUCGGUCCUGUUUUUGAAGGGAGGGAUGAGCAUGACAGACACCCACACACUCAUAAUCAGUGAGUUGGGAGUGGGAAUAUUUCUUGUUCCUUACUGCGCUUUGGUUAUCAUCAUCUGAUCAUCAAAAUGACCUUGACUUGCAUGUUGUUGUAUUGAUUCGAGAUUGAAUACACCUCAACAUGGCCCACUCAAAACCGCCCCACCAUUCCUCCGCCAGUCCCGAGUUUGACCUCCCGUCCUUGAGCUCAGAACCAGAAAGUGAAGUCUUCUCUUCUGGGGUCGCAACAUCGCCUUCCUUCGAAAUCAUUGGAUCCUCUUCCAGUGGUAAUGUAAACAAGAAAAUGAAGACAGAGGGCGAGUUUAACCAAGAAGGUCCUGGUGAUGAGGUGCAUCGUUCCAUAAGCGUACAAGAUCAACUUAUGACAGGAAGAAAGGUGGCACAACGUCCCAGUAUAGAGAGAUCGGAGAGCUUGAUGUCCCUUACAGAUGCAUUGAAAAAACAGAAUAUUGUUGACGAAGAAAUAACACAAGCAGUGGCAGGAUGUGAUGAUGAAAAAUUUGUAACAGUUCGGGAGAAAGUUAGCAAAUUGAAGAAAGAGUGUUGUCCAAAGCACCGGAGGCGAAGCACUACCCCUGAAAAGAAGGAACUUCGCCGGAGCCUAAAAAAGAAAUGUAAGGAAUGUAAAGAUUGUGUGGCAAAGCAUUUGGAAGCAAUGCAGAUUUCACAAGAAGAUACCAGCGAACAACUUGAUGAACUAGAGAAGCUGAAAGUAGAAAAUAUGAAGCUUAAGAGUCAGUUGCACAAGGUUUUUGAGGCUAACAUGAAGUGGCAGGUAUACGACAGCCAGAGAGACCACUACGUGGCCACCUUGAUGGAGCAACUAGAAGACCUAAAGGAAAAACUGCAACAAGCCAAGUCAAGCACAAACCUGGAUGAAGCAGCCCAGAGAGAGAUUGACAAGAUUUUGUUGGCUUCCAAAGAUAAAGUGACUGCCAUUGAAGAAGAGAAAAUACAGCUAGAAGAUGACCUGAGAAAAUUCAAGCAACUUUGUGAGCAGAAGGAACAGAGGAUACGCCAGUUGGAGGCACAGUUACGUGAACGCCAAGGUGGAGACAAAGACGUUGUGGAGGCUCUCAAACAACAGAUCUUGCUCUGUACUGAAGAUUUUGAAGCCGAGAGAAGAGACCGAGAGAGGGCUCAGGGAAAGAUUUUUGACUUAGAAACAGAGCUUCAACUUCUACGGAGACAGUUGGAGAUGUAUGAAGGGGAAGCCGUUCAGAGCAUGAACAGUCGGAGGCAGGCUGCACUGGAGGGACAUACAUAUUGUCCAGGUCGCACUGUUCCAGAUGAUUAUGACCUGGAGGAAGACAUGGAUGAAGUUGACAGCCUCACCUCUGCCAAAGAGUAGCAUUUAAUGUUAAACCAGUACACCAACUGGGGAUGGGCAAUGGUAGCGCACUUGCCCCUCUCCAAGAGAUUUUAAAGAGAAAUUUGUGCUGAAAAUUCACAAAAUGUAACUUUUCGUUUCUCCCAAACCAUCAGAUGUGGCUUACUUAUUCUUCAAUCAAUAUAUAUCUGAGUACAACAGGUGGUACACAUAUCCUGCUUGUGUGUAUUGAAUGUAUUGUGUGCCGUCAAGAGAUGCCCCCAAGCAUUGUUCUCCACCUCUUAUUACCUGUAUACAGCUCUACUGUUAAGAAUGCUGUGAAUGCUGAACUGCUACAUUCCAAGGCAAGAAACAUGCACAUGUGACGGGUCUAUGCCCUGAGAAGCCCAGAAUGCACCUUGGACAUUCAAAUA
Messenger RNA from Lingula anatina, 1813 nucleotides. RefSeq lists its product as uncharacterized. Lineage: Eukaryota; Metazoa; Brachiopoda; Lingulata; Lingulida; Lingulidae. The record is from RefSeq and is a predicted model, not a curated record. Gene Ontology annotation, biological process: regulation of phosphatidylinositol 3-kinase/protein kinase B signal transduction; mitotic cytokinesis.